AUGUCUCGAGCGACUAAAACUCUAGAUAAUAGUAAAAAAUCAUCUAAGAAGAGAGCGGAAUAUACUGUCAUUAAUCGCUUUUUGAGUGACUUACUAAGAAAAAAUCCUGAUAAACACCCUGCAGAUGAAUAUGAUCAUGAUCCUAUAGAAGAUAUUUCAGAUAUGUUAUAA
Messenger RNA from Racocetra fulgida, 171 nucleotides. Lineage: Eukaryota; Fungi; Glomeromycota; Glomeromycetes; Diversisporales; Gigasporaceae. The record is from the annotation of a GenBank genome assembly.